AUGCCUAAGGAUAGCCAAGGUCCCUUGAGCGCCUGUGUCCAACUUCGCUUUGAUGGACAUCGGCUCUCCACGGCCGUCAGGGAGAAUGAUCUAAACCUGGUGUGGAAUGAGCGUUUUUACUUCGACGUGUCUGAUCCAUCAACUCUUGACGAGCUUAGUCUUGAAGCAUAUGUCUACCACGUCGAAAAAUCCACAGAAGGUGGUGACGGAUCCUCCUCCUUCUUUGGCAGGGUCCAAAUUGCUUGUUCCACAAUCGCGGACCUCUCUGAUAUUGUAAUAUCACAAUAUUACAAGUUGGAGAUGCGCUCGCUGCAGAAGCAUUCACUUAUCCGGUGUGUCAGUGGGAAGUUGGGUUUGAAAUUAUACCUCGCAACCAGUGAUUCCUCUGUCAAAGCUUUGGAACCUCCUCCACAUCAGCUGAUGGAUAAUGUGAUAUGCUCCUUCUCAGCACCACUGUUGUUGGAGGAUCAGAGUCCAACACCGCAUGAUAUACCAUUACAAUAUUUGAAAGAAAUCACAAACAACUUCUCUGAUGAGCGAAUCCUUGGUCAAGGUGGUUACGGUGUGGUAUACAAGGGGGUGCAACGAAAUGGGGAAGCAAUUGCUGUCAAGAAGAUCGUGUCUUUCUUAAUGUCAAGCCAGAAACAAUUUGAAAAUGAGGUCUAUCAUCUUAUGAUGCUUAAGCACCGCAAUAUAGUGCGAUUUGUAGGCUACUGCUACGAAACAAAAAAUGAGUGUUUAGAGUACAAGGGGAAAUAUGUUUUUGCUGAGAUGGUGGAAAAGUUAAUUUGCUUGGAGUAUAUGCCCAACGGAAGCCUUGAUAAGUAUAUAUCGGAUAAGUCUUCUGGACUUAAUUGGAGCACACGCUAUAAAAUAAUCGAGGGGAUCUGCUAUGGUUUACACCAUCUUCAUACAGAAAUUGAUAAGCCUAUUAUUCACCUGGACCUAAAACCUUCAAACAUAUUGCUCGAUGAUGGUAUGGUGCCGAAAAUCACAGACUUUGGUCUGUCAAGACUGUUUGGUCAACAAACUAUUUGCACCUCAUCUCGUGAUGGGACAUUUGGUUACAUGGCACCGGAAUUUUUGCACGGAGGUACAAUGACACCAAAAUCAGAUAUAUUCAGUUUGGGUGUACUGAUCUUGGAGGUCAUAACAGGACAUAGGGACUACCCCGACGUUACUAGAACACCUUCAGAUGACUUUAUCGAGCUUACGGUUGAGAAAUGGAGAAAUGUGUUGCAGAGAUCACGGGGGUAUGGAUCCCUAGAAACAUGUUGCAAGCAAAUAAAGAAAUGCCUCCAGGUAGGUUUAUUAUGCGUGAAUCCUGACCGCGCCAAGAGGCCGCCAAUAACGAACAUUAUCAGUGUGCUCCAAGAAUCUGAAAGAGUAUCGGCUGUGACAUUAGCAACAAGGCUGCGUUAUUGGUGGACCAGCAAUAUGGGUAAGCCAUCGCACCUCAAGGAUACACGCUAG
This is a messenger RNA of Triticum aestivum (bread wheat), 1473 nucleotides long. RefSeq names its product putative receptor-like protein kinase At4g00960. The record is from RefSeq and is a predicted model, not a curated record. The transcript is spliced from 6 exons. Gene Ontology annotation, biological process: protein phosphorylation. Gene Ontology annotation, molecular function: ATP binding; protein kinase activity. NCBI's taxonomy places the organism in Eukaryota, Viridiplantae, Streptophyta, Magnoliopsida, Poales, Poaceae. Bases 1 to 1473 code for a protein of 490 amino acids.